Penicillium manginii is the source of this 1386-nucleotide messenger RNA. RefSeq names its product MFS transporter. The coding region runs from base 1 to 1386 and encodes 461 amino acids. The transcript has 5 exons. Lineage: Eukaryota; Fungi; Ascomycota; Eurotiomycetes; Eurotiales; Aspergillaceae. The record is from RefSeq and is a predicted model, not a curated record. Gene Ontology annotation, biological process: transmembrane transport. Gene Ontology annotation, molecular function: transmembrane transporter activity.
AUGGCUUGGAAUGGAGGAGUGAACUCAGUGGGAUACUCAUGGCGGUCCUCACGAUGGUUCAUUAUCACUUGCAUCGCCAUCGCGCUAUUCUCAACAAACUUCCUCUACAGCUAUAUUGUUCCCAUUCUCCCGGUCAUGAUCAGGGACCGUCUUCACAUCGGUGAAUCCCACGCCCAGUCUACCACAUCCCUGAUUCUCUCGGUCCAUGCCUUUGUGGGACUCAUCACUAGUCUUCCGAUUGGUUAUAUUGCGGACAGAAUUCCAAGCCGACAAGCCUCUUUCCUAGCUGCUCUUUCCGCAGAAGCCAUAGGAACAAUUUUGGUCAUGAUCUCAACCAACGUGCCUGUACUUCUCAUCGGACGAUCAAUACAAGCUAUCGGCGGCAAUGGAGCAUGGAUUGUUGGACUCGCAACCGUCGCUGAUACGGUCGGACAGGAAAACACAGGGAAAGUACUCGGAGGCGUUUCCUCGUUUUUCAACUCCGGCCUCCUUGUUGGCCCCAUGCUCUCCGGUACUCUCUUGCAGCUCUUCGGAUACUGGCCUACUUGGAUUGCCGCUCUUGCGGUACUGGUCAUUGAUAUUCUCAUGCGGGUUGUCAUGAUCGAAGACCGAUCUAAAGACAAUACAGGGGAGGUGUCUACCGAAGCUUCGGAAGAUGAUGUCGAGUCUAGGACAAUACCCGAGCAGGACGUCAAUGAACGAACUUCGCUAAUUUCCCCAUCCCAGGAUGCCGUGGGCUCGAAGGUUGAAGAUGUCCUCGUCGAGAAUUUCUAUAAGGCUGUUUUAACCAACCCACGCGCAAUUACUGGCUUGCUUUGCCACUUCACUGCUGCUUUUAUCCUAGUCACUUUCGACACUACACUACCGCUUCACGUCACUACGGAGUUCGGAUGGGGACCUGCAGAGGUCAGUCUUUCGUUUCUGAUUCUCCAGUUGCCUUCUCUGGUAUUUAGUACCUUUACUGGUAUUCUUAAAGAUAGAGUAGGCACUAGAGUUCCCACGGCUCUCGGAUUCAUCUCAAGUGCUGUUUUUCUCGCUCUGGUUGGCUUGCCCGAUCAUAGUAGCGGGUACACAGGGCGUGUCAUCUACAUGGUGGCCAUUGCCGGCAUUGGGAUUGGAUGGACAUUAACUGCUGGAUGUGGUAUUAUUGAAAUAACACAUGUAAUGAAGAAGUUUGAGGAGGAGCGCCCUGGUCGAUUUGGUCCCAACAGUAAAUUGUCUUCUGGAUAUUCCAUCUGCAAGAUAUGCUUCACUCUUGGCACGCUGUUAGGGCCCGUUGUAACCGGCUUCAUGACGAAUACUCUGGGAUAUUCCUAUAUGAGUUACAUUGUGGGAAUAUUUUCCUUGGUCGUCGGUAUUAUUGCAGCGAUCUUCCUAGGAAGAUAA